Dibothriocephalus latus is the source of this 726-nucleotide messenger RNA. Lineage: Eukaryota; Metazoa; Platyhelminthes; Cestoda; Diphyllobothriidea; Diphyllobothriidae. The record is from the annotation of a GenBank genome assembly.
AUGUCGGCGACCGACCAAGUGCGAAGCCUGCUGGACGAGUUGAUGGGAACAUCUAGGGACGGAGGUCGGCGUCGGAUCGAAUUCGAUGAUCCCAGGGUGUGCAAAAGUUUUCUACUGGAUUGUUGCCCACAUGAGAUUCUCGCCGGAACUAGAAUGGAUUUGGGAGAAUGCCCUUAUACUCACGAGGUUGGCUUAAAGUCUGACUACCGGCGGGAAGCUGAAAAACGACCUUACUACUACGAAGUUGAUGCUUUGAGGCAUUUAGAAAAAUUUGUCGCUGACUGUAAUCGUCGAACUGACAUUGCCAAGUCAAAACUACGAGAAACACAAGAAGAACUCACAGACGAGGCAGCUGAACAGAUCGAGGCAAUAAAUAAGCUAAGCGAGGAGAUUGGUACGACUCUGGCUAAAGCCGAACAAAAGGGCGCUGACGGUCAUGUUGAAGAAUCUCUUAAGCUCAUGGCCAAAGUUGAGGAACUGAAUGCACUCAAAGCGAAGGGCGAAGCUGAUCUGCGCAACGCGAUUCCGGUUAGUACGUAUCAACAACAAAAACUUCGUGUGUGUGAUGUGUGCUCUGCCUAUUUGGGAGUUCAUGAUAACGACCGACGCUUAGCUGAUCAUUUUGGUGGAAAACUUCAUUUGGGAUUUAUUACAAUUCGUGAAAAACUGGAAGCUCUCCGGGAGUAUGUUGCAGCCAACGAUCUCAUCCGCAAGCAGAAAGAGGCG